Messenger RNA from Effrenium voratum, 1258 nucleotides. Lineage: Eukaryota; Dinophyceae; Suessiales; Symbiodiniaceae. The record is from the annotation of a GenBank genome assembly.
AAUACGUGUAUAGUAGCCAUAGGUGAAGCAACCGCCACUGAAGCCACCGGAUGGCUGGCAAUGGUUGAGGUGACGGCGACAAGCUGUGGGUGUGCCUUCUACGAUGGGGCCACCUGGCGCGAGGAGGGCGAGGACGGCGUGAGCCGCGCUCCGGCGGAGCCAGAGCCUGGCUGGGACUUCUUCCAGCUUCGCGGGUUCCAAGGGCCCUCACUGCAGCUGCGCCGGGCAGCGGCCAUCCGCUUGGUGCGCGUCUACAGCCACUGGCCAAGCAGCGAUCCGUUGGCCACGGCACUACAUCCUGCAGGUGUGAAGGAGCUUCAGCUGGAGCUGCCAGCGCCGGUCCGGGAGCUGCCCAGCUUGAUUGUGGCAGUCUGCCCGUCCGAGCUCGCGCUGCGGGGAGACCGCGCAGACCGGUCGCAACCGCGGGUGAGCUCCCGGAAGUUCACCGCGGCGGCGGCCGCCGUGGCCGCGGCGGAGUCCGAGGCGGAGGCUGCCGAGCUGGAGGCGCGCGCGGGAGCUCUCUUCGGGCUCCGCAAGACUUGCGCCUCGCCCAGCUCCAGCGCUCCGACCAGGUCCACCGCUUCCAACACGCCUCGCCUCGAGGGUUUGGAUGCCGCUGGGGUCUUGACGCGGCUCUACGAGGAGGAGGUGCUGGCGGCUUUCCGCGCCGGGACGGGCCCAGGCCAAGAGGAGCUGGAGGAGGUGACGGGCGUCCGGGAGAAGAAUGAUGAGAUCGCCAGCGUGAAGAGGGAGCUGGAGCUGGAAAGGGCUGCUCGGGAAGUUGCUGAAGCUGCCUCAGGGCAGGCCGCGGCUGAGAUCGCGCGACUCCAAGAGCAGUGCGGCGCCCUGCAGCAGAAGCUCCGAGCCUCUGAGCGCAGCCGCAUGGCCGCGGAGAUGCAGAUCCGACAGCUCAGCGCCGACCUGGACAAGGCGGCCUAUGCUGCGCCGCAAAAGGCUGCGCCGAAGAGUCUGGACGAGGUUGUGUCAGGCCUGGUGGCACUGGAGGCCCGAGAUUUGCGCGGCGUGGAGAGCGCCGAGAAGGCGCUGCUGAAGCGGAAGCUGCUGCUGCGAUGGCAUCCGGACAAGAACUCAGCCGGGAAUGGCGGCGCCAGCGAAUUAGCCAAGCGCAUCACGCAGGAAUUGCAGGCGCAUCCAGAAUGGAAUUGAUUGCAACGAAUCUGCACGGACCUGAAAUGUGGGUCCAGGUGCUGCUAAUGAUAACCAACGAGAUCGCAAAUGAAUUGACUGAAAACAAAAU